GGGGGAUCCAGCGCACAAGAUGCGCAGCAAUGACUUUCCUCAAUCUUAACAUGACGUGGAUUCUCUGUCGUGUCAGGAAGUGUGUGUAGCACAAUUUAGGUCAGUGUAUAAAGGGUUUUAUUUAUUCUUUAACCAUUGUUUUGGAACGAAUCCCAUCUAUCUCCUUUAAGCUAUUGUAGUACAUACAUACACUUUUGAAAAGUGGGUGUACAACUCGUGUUAUUGCGAUUUCAACUGGCUAGCUAGCUCAUAGCUAAUUCCCGAAAAAGCUGCUCUAUGGUUCGUUUUCCAACUAGGGUGGAAGUCCUGAAAAGGGCAAUUAUGAUCGUAUUUUGAAUCGCAGCAAAGAGGAAACUGUCGCGAAGCGUCAUUGCUAAAUGAGUCACAAGUUAAAUUCACUUCUUAGAUAGCAGUAAUGCCUUAAGGGUACUCGGGACGUAAAGCCACCUGGCUCAAAAUGGACGAGAAAUACAGCAACAAUGUCCUUUCUGGAGGGCAACUCGGGAUGGUUGAGGUGCCGAACUCAAGGUUAACCAGGUACAUUGUGUUACUGGUUAUCUCAAAGAUCUUGAAGGCCUUGGGGAUAUUUGAGUCAUACGACAUCCUAAAGGUGGUUCAUAUAGUUCAGUUCAUCUUCAUAUUAAAGUUAGGGUCUGCUGUUAUUUUACUUGUCUUUCAAAAACCUUUUUCUUCUGGAAAAGUCAUCUCAAAAAGACAGUGGAUAAAGUUACUCAAGCACAGUGUUUUCAGCUGUAUCAUAUCCCUCCUGGGUUUUUUUGGUCUCACUCUCUGUGGACCCCUGAGGACCUUACUGCUUUUUGAGCACAGUGAUGUGGUGGUGAUUUCUUUUCUUGGUGUCCUCUUCACCAGCUCAGGUGGUGGACCAUCAAAGACCAGAGGUGCUGCUCUUUUCAUCAUUGCAGUGAUCUGCCUCCUUCUCUUCGACAAUGACGAUCUCAUGGCAAAAAUGGCUGAGCAUCCUGAGGGACAUCACGACAGUGCACUAACUCACUUCCUCUACACUGCCAUCGCGUUUUUAGGGGUUGCCGAUCACAAAGGUGGUGUUGUACUGCUUGGUGUCUCUCUGUGCCUGAAGGUGGGCUUCCACACAGCCUCCAGGAAACUCUCAGUGGAACUUGGUGGUGCCAAGCGCCUGUAUGCCUUGGACAACCUGGUGUCCGCUGUGGUACUCGUGCCCUGGGUCAUAGUGCUGUCAGCCACCACAGAAAGUAAGGUGGACUCAUGGUCUGCUCUCAUCUUGCCUUUUGCCAUGGUCAUCUUCUCUGUGGUGAUCCUUGAGUUUUAUGUGGAGGCCAUCUGCAAUGCAAAGUUGGAGGUGCAGCGGUGCGCCCGAUACGGCGCCAUUGCGCUUUUCUCCAGCGCUUUGCUCCUCGCCAACUUCUGGACUCACCCGCUGACCGACCAGUUGCGCUCAAUGAGCAAAUCACCACAGCAGAGCAGCACAGAGCACGUACUGUCCGGAGGGGUUCUUGUCAGUGCUGUCUUUUUCAUGAUGUCAUCCAGUAUCCUCUCAUCCCCAUCAAAGAAAGGUCAAAAGGGCACCCUGGUCGGUUACUCACCUGAAGGGACUCCUUUGUACAACUUCAUGGGUGACGCCUUGCAUCACACGUCUCAGUCACUGCCGCGAUUCAUCAAAGACUCCCUGAAACAGAUCUUGGAGGAGUAUGACUCGAGACAGAUCUUCUACUUCCUGUGUCUCAACCUGGCGUUCACCUUUGUUGAGCUCUUUUACGGUGUUUGGACUAACAGCCUUGGACUGAUCUCGGAUGGUUUCCACAUGUUGUUUGACUGCUCAGCAUUGGUACUCGGCCUGUUUGCGGCCUUGAUGACCCGCUGGAAAGCUACCAGGAUCUUCUCCUAUGGGUAUGGUCGUGUUGAAAUCCUUUCUGGGUUCAUCAAUGGAUUGUUCCUGAUGGUCAUUGCUUUUUUUGUCUUCAUGGAGUCUGUUACCCGUUUAAUGGAUCCACCCAACAUAAACACAGAUAUGCUGACUCCGGUGUCUGUUGGCGGUUUAUUGGUCAAUCUGGUUGGAAUCUGCGCUUUUAGCCACGCUCAUUCCCACGGAGGUAAAAGUUGCUCAGGACAUGAUCACAGCCAUUCACACCAUGGCCACUCCCACGGUGACCACAGCCAUGGAAGUCAUGGCCACUCUCACGGAGGACACGGACAUGGCGGACAUGGGCAUUCUCACAGCUCAGGUGGCGGAGGGAUGAAUGCCAACAUGAGAGGUGUUUUUCUUCACGUCCUGGCUGAUACGUUGGGCAGCAUCGGAGUGAUCAUUUCCACCAUUCUCAUCCGCCAGUUUGGCUGGUUGAUAGCCGACCCUAUUUGUUCCCUCUUCAUCGCUACACUCAUCUUCCUUAGUGUCAUCCCUCUACUCAAGGAUGCUUGCGAAGUUCUUUUGCUGAGAAUUCCGCCAGAGCAUGAGAAGGAACUGAACAAUGCUCUCCAGAAGAUUGAAAAGAUUGAAGGAGUUUUGUCAUGCAGAGACCCUCAUUUCUGGAGACACUCAGCCAACGUGAUCGCAGGGACCAUCCACCUUCAGAUCAUGUCAGAUGUGGUGGAGCAGCGCAUAAUACAGCAGGUGACGACCAUUUUGAAAGAUGCUGGAGUGAAUAAUCUGUCAGUGCAGGUGGAGAAGGAUGCGUACUUCCAGCACAUGUCUGGGCUCAGCACCGGAUUUCAGGAUGUUUUAGCCAUGACACAACAGAUGGAGUACAUGAAACAUCUAAAUGAUGGGACAUGUAUCAUGUAAUGUCCUUCUGUGGGACCAACUGAAAUUGUAUUAAUUUCAAUGGAAAUGUACAGUGUGUGUUUGUGAUUUGAAUAAAUCAGACUAGUCGUUUUUA
Syngnathoides biaculeatus (alligator pipefish) is the source of this 2870-nucleotide messenger RNA. It is a transcript of the gene slc30a5, whose product is annotated as solute carrier family 30 member 5. Gene Ontology annotation, biological process: intracellular zinc ion homeostasis; zinc ion transport; transmembrane transport. The transcript is spliced from 16 exons. Gene Ontology annotation, molecular function: zinc ion transmembrane transporter activity. The coding region runs from base 458 to 2776 and encodes 772 amino acids. The record is from RefSeq and is a predicted model, not a curated record. Lineage: Eukaryota; Metazoa; Chordata; Actinopteri; Syngnathiformes; Syngnathidae. Gene Ontology annotation, cellular component: membrane; Golgi apparatus.